AUGGCACGUGAUGGAUCAUGGCAAUGUCCUGAUUUUGUUUGCUUGCAUAUCAAGUCGGUCAAGCGGAUGUGGCAAACGGUGGAGAUCCGAGGAGCCAAUUGGAACCUGGCAAGUCGAUUAGAGCCUAAAGAUAAGAAGAACAUGAACCACAUGUUGCAGCAAAUGGUCGGUCCAAACGUGUAUACGGAAUAAUGAUAUCAACAUCACCUAUUUGUAUGUAACGUUUAUACAAACCCAAUUUGCAUAUGAUCACCAUCAUUAUUCUUUGACAAAACGGAUGAGUUUUGUCACUGCUGAUCUCUUGUCACCCUUUUGAGAAUAUAAUAUAACUCGAUCUUAUCAAUCUUAGCUUUAGUAGAUUUCAAAUUUGGGGAAGUAAAUUCCUAACCCCACAACCUGAACCGAAUCCUAUCCGAUAAAAAAGAAUCUGAACUGAUCCAACAUUAAUACUGAAUGGAUCUUGUUUUAUCGUAUUUCGGGUUAUAAGUAUUAUCUGAACCGAACCUAAAUGGAUAUCCGAUAAAACCAGAAACAUUCAAAAUUCCAAAGAAGAACUUGUACCAAACAUGAUCUCAAUUCAUAAUAUAUAUCCAAAAUAUAUUACAUCUAAAAUAAUUAUCUAUUACAUGAAGGUUGGUGGUUGAAAAUGGCGGUUAAAACUUGAAGUUUUAAGAUUUUGGUUUUGUUUUUGUUGAAUAAUAUUUUUCAUUUCAUGAAAAUUUAGUUUUCGUUUUAUGCUUUCAUUUAUUCGGUUUUCAUUCUAUCCAUAACUAUGUUUACCUUUCGUUUGAUUUUGAAUGAUCACGGUUGAUGUUCGUUUCUUAUUUUUGAAUCGAUUUUAUUUAUAUUUUGGUUACAAAAUAUAUAUAAAUCAGGUAUUUUAAACCGAAGAAUCGAUUUUACUUAUGUUUUGAUUACAAAGUAGAUACAAAUAUGGUAGAUUUAAACCAAAAAAAUGAAUUGAGACCCAAACCUGAAAAUACAUCAUGUUGUACCGGUUUUUGAAAAUUUUCUAUCCUGAAUCGGUCUUGAACCAAACUUUCAUAUAAUCAGAAUGGAGGUGAUUUUG
Molecule: messenger RNA, 1069 nt
Organism: Brassica napus (rape)
Lineage: Eukaryota; Viridiplantae; Streptophyta; Magnoliopsida; Brassicales; Brassicaceae
Exons: 2
Coding region: 1-192 (63 amino acids)
Source: RefSeq, a predicted model, not a curated record